Messenger RNA from Aspergillus melleus, 462 nucleotides. RefSeq lists its product as uncharacterized. The transcript has 3 exons. The record is from RefSeq and is a predicted model, not a curated record. Bases 1 to 462 code for a protein of 153 amino acids. Gene Ontology annotation, biological process: mycotoxin biosynthetic process. NCBI's taxonomy places the organism in Eukaryota, Fungi, Ascomycota, Eurotiomycetes, Eurotiales, Aspergillaceae.
AUGAAUCCUCUGUACUUGUCCCUUCCGACGCCGGAAAGUAACGAGGCUUGGAAGAGUCUAUCGGGUCCAAACCGCCACGGUUUCAUUUGGCUCACUCUGGAAGAGGCUGCAGACUACCCCGACACCAAAGCCGGACUAUCUGUGUUCCACCAGUUGCACUGUUUGGGUGCUGUCAGGAAAUUUAUCUGGGACCUCGUUCUCGGUCACGAAGACCCCGAGCAACUAUUGCGCGAGUGGCCGGAGAAUGUCACCUCGCCUAUGUAUCAUUCCGCCAUCCACGGUCUGUGGCAUAUCUCCCACUGCCUGGAUUACCUUCGACAGGGGCUACAGUGCGCAGGUGAUACUUCCUUGGAAUUCGUGACGGAGAUCUCGGGCCAAGCAGUGGUGGAUGGAUUAGGUUGGCCGCACGAGUGCCGCAGCUGGGACUCUAUUUGGGACUAUGCCACUGAGCGUGUUUGGUGA